Epinephelus fuscoguttatus (brown-marbled grouper) is the source of this 1854-nucleotide messenger RNA. It is a transcript of the gene cfap300, whose product is annotated as cilia and flagella associated protein 300. NCBI's taxonomy places the organism in Eukaryota, Metazoa, Chordata, Actinopteri, Perciformes, Serranidae. The record is from RefSeq and is a predicted model, not a curated record. The transcript is spliced from 7 exons. The coding region runs from base 27 to 818 and encodes 263 amino acids.
UCAAUAACUGAAGCAAGAGUAAAGACAUGGCAGGAGAGAAAUGCGCGUUUGAGCAAACUUUUUCUUUUAGUCCUCUCCCCUCCAAGAAGCCCUCCUUCCUACAGGACCGAGACACUUUAACACUGUUAAUGAAAUGGUCCAUGCUUGGGAGGAUUUCAGCUCAGUGUUACAGCUUUGACCAGUGCUUUUACCCCUACAGCAGUGAAAAGUUUGUACAGUGUUUCUUCAGAGAUCCCAAUGUGGUAUCCAGUCUGAGAAGGAUGGAGGCCGGAGCUUGGGUGCCUCUUGACAAGCCAGUGGUGUCCAUUGAUGUGGAGCAGGUGCUGUGCACUAAGGUCUCCAUGGAUCUGUUUGACCCAAUCUACUCUUGCGGGAUCCUGAGACCCUCUGGACAUGUAGUUAAAUGCUUUCAUGAUGUCUACCCCGACUAUGAUGAACUCAGACAGAUGCUGCAGGAAAAGGACUCUGAGCUCUAUUAUGUGGUUGGGAACGAGGAGCGAGCAGAGUUUCUGUUUAGACUCUUUAAGCACCUGUGUUUCGGAGGAGAGCUCUGUCAGUAUGAAGACACCAUCGAGCCUUACAUCAGCACCACAAAACAAAUCUACAAAGACCUGAUCAGUGUUCAAAAGGAUCCAGAGACGAAGAAGAUCAGUGUGCUCUCCACAGUCCUCAAAGUCUGCGCUUAUGACGAGUCUGGACUAUGUUACCCCGGCAGACGAGAAGAGGAGCAGAUGUUUGCCUAUUUGAUUGUCGACCCCUUGAAACGUCACGUGACUGUGUUCUACCACUGCUACGGUGUAGGAAUCUUCACACUGUGAUCGCAUGAACGUUGACAUUGUCCUGGAGUACUUGUCAGACUCCUGGUGGACAUGAGAAACACACAAGCUCAGACAUGGAGUCGUACCCAGAAAUCAGUUGAACACAAUGAAGUCCCAGUUUGAGAUACAGAGUUAAAGGAUUCAUUGUUUUUGUUCUAUUAAAGUACGUAAAUAAAAUGUUUUUAAACAGCCAUAAAGCCUGCCACUCUGUAAAUGUCAAACAUUACACAGCACUGAUUAGACAAAUAAAGAGACCAAAGUCGACAUACAGUCCAAAGAGCUUUAUUGAAACAAAUAAAUUAAUAAGUUACUCAAGUGAGCUAAUUUAAUCCUCAGCAGAUACAUUUUUGUAUCUCUUUCAAAGAUCAAAUAGAGGUGUGCAUUAGUUUAGAAAAUAAGAUGAGCGCCAUAUUUCAUCAACCAGUAGCUACAUCAAUUGGAAUCGGAAGACUUUGUUGGCUUUUAGCGUUUUGCUUAUUGCUUUGAUCAGUUUCAUUUUAACAACAGUUCCAACACCUAAGAGCGCAGUUAAAGGGCAACGAGCUGGAAUGUCAAAUGGCAGCAAGUCAGUGGUUGAUGGAUGGUUGGGCGUCGUGGAGAAGAACAGAGUGAAAAAAGAGAACGUGCAGAUUGAGUCAUGCAUAGCAUUCAGUCAGUUAGACAGACAAUCAGUUACUGUUUCUCAUACUCGGAUUUCUAGACUAGCGCCCCCUAGUGGCCUCAGAGGUAGUUGUGUGGAAGCCAUAUUCUCUAUGUGACAUGCUUAUGAAAGGACACAUGCCUGCAGAGUUUUCCUGUGACGAUACAAAUGUCCAUGCCUCCAGAUCUGACUGGCGUUAAAAUACAGUAAGGGUGUCAAUGCGAGGAGGUCCCGGCAGAGUUACAAUGAUAUGCUACACAUAUAGUAAUAUUCUCAGAAAAUAUCAAAGGUUGCAGCAGUCAUAAAAGACCCCUAAAAAUUACAUAUUCAGAACGAUUUUGAUGGUGUUUCUUCAGUUAGGCCAAGGUUUUGGGAAAAAAAAAAAAAAAAAAAGAG